AUGGCAAAGUUUGGACCUCCCGAGCCUUUUGAUUUCACGCAGCCAGCGGAGUGGCUCACGUGGCGGCAGAGAUUCUCCCGGUUUCGAGUCGCAUCAAAACUUGACAAGGAGAGCGGCGAAGUGCAGGUGAACUCGCUCUUGUACUCUAUGGGGAGAGAUGCCGAACCUAUUUACGGCUCAUUUGUGUUUCCUGCGGCGACCGAGGGCAUGCCACAUCCAGAGUACGACUUUAAUCUGGUUAUUCAGAAGUUUGAUGAACACUUUGUCCCGAAGAGAAACGUCAUCCACGAUCGCGCCUGUUUUCAUAAGCGGAGCCAAAGGGCCGGUGAGGCAGUCGAAGCUUUCGUGCGGAGCCUGUACGAGCUUGCACAGCAUUGUGAGUUCGGUGCGGGGAAGGACGAGCAGAUCCGGGACCGGAUUGUUAUUGGAAUAAUGGACAAAGAGGUUUCUCAAAAACUCCAGUUAGAGGCGGACCUGACACUGGAGCGAGCCAUCCAACUUGCACGUCAAAGUGAACAGGUGAAACAACAAAGUGCAGAGCGUGUGGAAAUUACAGUGAAUGAGGAAGCGGUCCCAUACAGCGUCAACACGCCACGCAGGGUUCCGUUUCCGCUCCUCCCAAAAGUGGAGAAAGAGCUAAAGCGCAUGCUAACUCUCAAUAUCAUUGAGGAGGUUACAGAGCCGACAGACUGGUGUGCCCCAAUGGUGCCUGCUCCAAAACGCAACAAGGACGAGUCUGUUCCUGAGGCCGAACCUCCUGCAGAGCACCCUUGUGCCCAGCCUACAGCAUCGCUGCAGGACAGCGGGUUCCCACUGACGGAUGUGACUGUGCCACCUGAACCACCAGCUAGCCAGAUGCCAGCGGGCCCUUCCAACGAGACUGCCAGCGCCAGGGUGCAGAGGGACGACAGCGCCUCCAUUAACCACGGCCAUAUGCACAACAAGCAACUAAAGCGGGAAAUCCAGGUUUCCAAAUGA
Knipowitschia caucasica is the source of this 978-nucleotide messenger RNA. NCBI's taxonomy places the organism in Eukaryota, Metazoa, Chordata, Actinopteri, Gobiiformes, Gobiidae. The record is from the annotation of a GenBank genome assembly.